Bicyclus anynana (squinting bush brown) is the source of this 5960-nucleotide messenger RNA. RefSeq lists its product as uncharacterized. The transcript is spliced from 20 exons. NCBI's taxonomy places the organism in Eukaryota, Metazoa, Arthropoda, Insecta, Lepidoptera, Nymphalidae. Gene Ontology annotation, molecular function: calcium ion binding. The coding region runs from base 559 to 4185 and encodes 1208 amino acids. The record is from RefSeq and is a predicted model, not a curated record.
UAAAGUUGUGGACUAUAGAAAGUUGGGCGCGAAAGGGGGAAAAAAAUUACCGCUACACGACACCCUAUACCCAUCACUUUCUUUUGCAAGAGAUGCGUAUCUCAUCUCCUCUUCUAACACAUGGCUGAACGAAAUACCGCGCCAGUUGUACAUGUUUCGGGAGACGAUGCGCGCGUUCCAAAAGAAAGAUGGCCGUUUUACUUACAAAAAUAUUAAUCAGUGAAACGUCUUUUAUAAAUUGCUGAGUGUAAAUUAUAAAAUAACUUGGGUGAUUGAAUAAUUUUAAACAUUAUCCAAUUAUUUAGUAGUGUUUAUAAAAGUGUAUCAACCGGAACUGUGUUAGUGUGGUGUGGUGAAAGUUUUUGUGUUAAGAAAUAAGAUAGUGCGUUGUCUUCCACAUUCAAAAUAUUCUUUUUUUGAAUAAUCAGCUGUUCCUGUGAUAAUCUAUUCCUCACAAAUGUGAUCGCGCGGGUGAUAAUUGGUGACACAAAAAGUGAUGUGACGCGCGUAAUGUUGGCACGCAUGGAUGGCCCAGUGUGACGUCACCACAGAAACAACAUGGCGGCGGGAAGAUGGCGGACUCUUGUGCUGUACGCUCUGUGUCUGCAGAUUAUACACGGUUACGAAGAAACCUACACAAUAUCGCAGCUGUCACCAAAGUCAGCAGUCAACGAGCAGCGACACCCGGAGGUGUUGCUGCAAACUAGUAAAUUAGAGAACCUAUCCUUCGACAUAGAACCUAGUGCCAAAUACGAUGACAUCGAACCUAGACCACAAGACUUGCUAUCAGACGAGGAGUCUGAAUACCAUUUAAUAGUAGAAAGAUCUGUUGAACCCAACCGAGGCAUCAGGUCAAUAAACACAGAUGAAAUACAAACAUCGAACAACAACGAAAUAGAUAAUGAACUAGAUGUACAUAAGCGGAAAUACAACGAAAUCAUUCCAACGAAAACGUUAAGUUACAUAAGAGAUGAGGAAGCAAUGAUGAUGUCAUCAGGUUUCGGUGAUAAAUUGGAGUUUAAGUUUCCGGGGGAAGGGAAGAGGGCUCCGAAGGGACGGGCACUAACGCCUCCGGGGCCCAAAAUCCGACCAUCAGUAGUGCAACCGACUUUCGCCACGGUGAACUAUAACCAGCCUCGACAAAACACUGAGAUACAAAACAUAAUCACUGGUAUAGUUAAGCUUUUAAACGGAAAUGUUAACGUACAGGCUAAUACGCAGUUACUCAAUGGAAGACCAAGGCCGAUGGCGUCCAGGAUCAAUAACCGCGGCCCUCCGCGUAUAUCUGAUGUUCCACCGAUACCGGAUUUCGAGAAGCCCAAUACACCACCACCGCAUGCAUAUCACCCCACAAAAAUUCCACCUCCAUAUCCUUUCGAUCGACCUCCCGGCGUAAAUUUGCAGGAUCAAAUUGGUCCGCCCAUGUCCCAUCGGCCAGGAUUUCACAGGCCGAUGCCUCCGUGGCAGAGACGACCGAGACCACCUCCGAAUCGUAGACCAAACCCUGGAUUACCGAUUUACAAACCAACUCUAAUACCACCACCUGAUACACAAGAUGAUAAGCAAGAUGAGUUCACGUUUAAUGAAAACGAAUCCCAUUCAGAGAACAACAUUCACCACGACGUUCACCACGAUGAUGUCCUAACGUUUAUAACCACUGAAACAACAACGGAAUACAAAAAUGUCACUGAAAAUAUAGAGAAAGAGAAUCAAGUGACAACUAUUCCUGAAUCAACAACUAGUAAAACCACUACUACCACAGAAACUAUAACAACAACGUCAACAACAACCGAAAAGACGACAGAGAAACCAAAACCAACAGAAACUACAACACAAAAAACAACAACAGAAAAACCAAAGACUGAGAAACCUAUGAAACCUGACAAAGAUAAGAAAAAAGAACAAUUCAACCCAGACAAAGAUAGAUUGAAAGAUAAACACAAAACUGAAGAAAAACCCACAGAAAAACCCACAGAAAAGCCUACAGAUAGACCUAUAGAAACGCCCAAAAAUGAAACGGUAGAUGAUAACAUGAUUCCAGUAUUAGAACCAUCGGUUGUCGAGACUCCUUCCUCUACAAUAGUGUCCAUUGCUGCUCCAACUCCGACGGAUGGGUUGAUAAGUCACGUUCCGCCCCGCAUUGAAUCUUCAACACCGCAUUUUGAUAUUAAGACGUCCUCGAUAAACACUCAGCCAUUGGCAACGUCCCAGGGCAUACCGUACCAGCCUUACCGCCCCCGGCCCGGCAUAGUGCUGGACGACACGGACUUCAAGCCGCACGGCUCGCGCCACCGACCAGUGGACGUGCCCGUCAUCACCGCCGAGCGCCCGCCCGGCUACGGGGAGAUAUUCGACGUCACCGUGUCCGCCAUACAGGGGCCGGGGGAGAAGGGGGCGCACGUGCACAUAGAGAACAUAAACCUGCACCACACGGAGCACGACAUCAUAGUGUCCCCGUCGGGGGAGCAGGGCUUCGUGUCCAUCGACGGCAAGCGCACCUACCUCAACCUCUUCGACACGCCGGCCUCCGCCAGCGUCGCGCCCACCAAGGUGCACGCUGCGCAUCAUACGCCGGCCCCCCAGUCAACGCUAGGUCCGUCCCUGGGUACGGGGGUGGCGAUCCCGGCGGACGACAUCCCCCUGCCCCCGGCGCGCCCGCCAGCCGCGCACGCGCGCCCGCACGCACAGCGCCCGCACACGUAUCGCCGGCCGCAACCCACCGUCAGAAUCGACACUUGCAUAGUGGGCGACGACUCGACGUGCGACCAGGCGCAAAACGAAAAGUGCAGGACUGAAGCAGGAAUCUCCAGCUGCCAAUGUCGUGCCGGAUACGCGCGCAGAGUACACCGCGACCCGUGCCGGAGGGUGGUCUCCCUUGUCAUGAAUGUGAGGGUAGACAAAAUUUACGACAGAAAGGUCGCAUGGGACGCCAAGCUCGCAGACAAGGACUCUGACCCGUACCAGCAGAUGAGCUACGAAGCUGUCAGAGCGAUCGACUCGGCCUUCUCGAUGACCCCAUUCUUUGACGACUUCGUGAGCAGCUCCGUCAACUCCAUCCACCGAGGAGACAAAGAACACCGAGGGGUUUACAUCAACUAUACCAUUCUGAUGCAAGAGACUCCAGAGACGCUGCGCGCUGCGGUGGGCGCGGACAUUCAGAAGCACAUGCUGGGCGUCAUCGGCCGCCGCUCCAACAACAUCGGGGAGUCGGCGCUGUGGGUGGACUCGCCCGCUGGGAGCGUGCUGCCUCUUGCUGAUCUGGAUGAAUGUUCCUCGUCGGAGUUGAAUGACUGUCACUCUUUGGCCAUCUGUACCAACACUUGGGGAGCCUUUAGAUGUUCAUGUCCUGACACAACGCUCGACGUCGCAACUGUCGCGCACAAAGCGGGUCGCGACUGUCGCGCCUGCGCCGCGUCGCACUGCAGCGAACGCGGCGUCUGUCGAUAUGCGAAUGGACAGCCUUAUUGCACCUGCUCGUCGGGCUACUACGGCUCCACGUGCGAGAUGGACGGCGAGGUGAUCGGCGUGGCGGUGGGCGCCUCGCUCGCGGCCGCGCUCGUCAUCGCGCUCACCCUGGCUGCGCUGCUGUCUUGGAGCCGCAAGUGGUCCCGCGAGCAGAAGGCGGCGGGCAUGGGGUCGCCCGUGUUCAGCUACAUGGGCGCCAACACCAUCAAGGCUCCGCCGGUCGGUCAGCCGCCCUACCAGGUGACUCUAGAGGAGAGGAUGCGCUGGGCACAGAUAGCCGAGGCCAUGGUGCAGGCCAAUCACUAUGCGCAAGCGGAGCACACGGCGACGAUGGCGACUCGUCCGUCGUCAGCCAUGUUUGGAGGCUACCCCACUCUGCCGCCCGUGCCUUUGCCCAGGAUGGGACUCCACGGCCCUCACACGGGUACCCUGAACACGGUGACGUCACGCGCUAACACUGCCGCCUCGCAUCACAACUUAUAUGGGUACACCAACCACAUGGCGAGCGAGUCCACCAGCUCCGAGGCGUCCAGCCACGUCCAGGAGCGCGCCGACCUGCUGGUGCCGCGCCCCAAGUCGCGCGCCAGGAGCAUGCAUAACCAAAACAACAUAUACUACGACGUGGACUAUGAGAACACCCCGGAGCCGAUAUACGGCAGCAAGGGCAUUCCUCUCUCUACCUACACCAUCAGUAGGGGACCGCCCUUCUAUAGACAAUAGCAUGUUUGCAUCUAAAGGAUGAAAACAUGCUAUUGUCAUGUCAUAUUGCAUAAGUUACGUGUUUACCUCGGACGGGGUUGGACAAAAUUUGGAAAGUAUAUGUUAUGAGGGAAUGGACGGGACGACAUGAUGUCUACAUAACACGAACCAUCGCUGCCCCUUCCAUGUCAUAUCCGUUCCAUAUGCAGCGACCUUAAAAGGUUCAUUAUUCAAGCCUCAAUGAACUCCAGGGUUAAAUGACUUGACUUGUUCCUUUGACCGUUGGACUAUUGUAUUGCUACUACAACAAGCUGUACUAAAAGCUGUUUGGUUAGUUGGAGGGGAAAAGGGAUUAUUGGACAUACCUACAUUUUUUUUAAUUGGUAAUUAACACCAUACUCCGACGAUUAGCCAGCGUUAUGCAGCUUACAGUUUUUUAUGUAUAUUGAAUUAAAAAACGGACCUAUUACAUCUAGUUGCAUAGUGUCAAAUAUCGUCUAAAAAAUAUGUGUAUGUAUAAAAAAUCUUUGUGUUAGAACUGAUUUAUGACGAUAUUAAAGAGGACGAGAAAAGAUGAGGGGUAUACGGGAAUUGCUUUUAUGAAUUGUAUAUUUAAACACUUUUUGAUUGAACUGCUUCUAAAUAUAGUUAUGUAUUUAUUUUUAACAUAAAAUGUACAGAAUUUACCGUAAUAUGAAUAAUCAAUUGAUGAAAGAAAAAUAGUUAUGAAUUAAUUAACGAAUUGACUGAAUUUACAUUCUUAUACAAAGAAUUUAAUUCAAUAUUAUUAAACAAACAUAAAUUUUCAUAAGACUUACAUAAAAUGUAAAUUGGACCAAUUAGAAAUUACUUCAAUAGUCUUAGUCAAACAAUAAAAAGACUUGAAAUUAGUUAUGGCGUAAAAACGGUAACGAAAAAUAAUCGAUAACGAAAACUAUUCAUCGACUUUGUAUUUGUUUUUAUUUUUAAAUAGUCAUAGGCAUAAUUUGAAGUAAGAAUAAAUUAUUCAUUUCACUAUAGUAGAUUUUAUGUAGCUUAAAAUCGGCUCACAAAAUUCUACUUUACCUACUAGCGUAGAAAGUGAUCAGAAUUCGACAAGACAAAGUUUUGAUUUGUUUACUUUUUUUUAUAUUUUCCUUGCUGUAGUGCGAUGAAUAAUUGUUUUACUCUUGGCUGUAUUUUGUUUGUAUUUUGUGCAUUUGAAUCUCUUGCUACGCUCAGGAUUCUAUUUAAGAAUCGCUUGCACAGUGUUCAUAUAUCAAGCUUUACGGAAAUAUAAAAAAUCAUUAUUACGUAUUACAAUAAACAUCAAAAAAUGUAUGUAUAUAUUGUGGUAGUUUUUUUAGGGUAUGAUUUGACUGUUUUAAAAUAACUUCAUUUAAAUGUAGUAUAUAUUUAUUUUAAAAGAAAACACAAAUCAUCACAAUAUAUUGAACGCUACUCUUCGCGUCUAGCUUUAUUAUUUGUAUAGAAUUAUUUGUAUGGUAAAAAUGUAUGAAUCAUUGUAUAAAAUUGUAUGAAUCAGUACAUCGUCAUGUGACGUUUCAGAAUUCGUUUAACAAAAUUGACAAUUUGUAUUUUGUAUGAAUUAAAAUGAAAUAAAAGAUGUAAAUAUUUUCUUAUGUUUUUAUGUAAUUAUAAGUAUUUUAAUAUUAAGAAAAAAUCGACAUAUUCUGUAUUAAUUUUAUUGCAUUUAUAUAGUUUUUUAUACGAUGUUAAAUAUUUGUAUAUUAAGAAUGAUCAAUUGAAUAUUUAUUUGGAUUGAAUAUUAUAUUAAAAUUUUAUAUAAACUGGUA